UUAUCAUUCAUUUUAUUUUAUGAAGUGCUAGUGUGUUCGACGUUCGGACACAGGCUAGGCUUUGCUUUAAUUCAAUUUUGAUUCAGACUAAGAGCCCAACACACACUUGGUGAUGUCUGACAGAGGAAGAGGAGGAGGACCAAGAGGGCGUGGCUAUGGAGGAAGAGGUAGAGGACGAGGUGGGGGUGGAGGACGAGGCGGAGGAGGAGGACAAGGUGGAAGAGGAGGGCCACCACAUCCACCGGGUCUGACAGGCAGAGAGAUAGGGAUGUGGUAUGCUCAGAGAGGUCGGGGCAAUAAACAAAGACGAGAGCUGAGAGAGAGAGGGACUGUGAGCCUGAAUGAUGAACAGGAGAGGCAGAUCAAACGGAUGCUUCGUGAGGUAGAAGGUCUCAGAGAAAAUACACCUCAAUCUAAUGCCCAGCCACAGCCAAAAAUGAUGAGACCAGCAGAUGUUGUGUGUCAAAACUUCUAUGGCCAUGGACUGAUGCAAGAUCCCAAUCUAGACCAACAGCUGCAAGAAGAUAUGAUCAAGAAGGAAAAAAGUGAACAGUACAGGAAAAUGCAGACCUUCAGACAAAAACUUCCCUCAUUCAAAAUGAAAGAUGAGCUAUUAUCUCUCAUCAGAAGCAACCAGGUUGUAGUAAUCAGUGGAGAGACAGGGUGCGGGAAAACUACCCAAGUUCCACAGUUCAUCCUGGAUGACUACAUCAACAGAGGUCAAGGGUCAACAUGCCGUGUCAUCUGCACGCAACCAAGAAGGAUAAGUGCAAUUACAGUUGCUGAGAGAGUUGCAGCUGAGAGAGCGGAGAGGUGUGGUCGUGAUAACAGUGUUGGGUAUCAGAUACGACUAGAGAACGCCUUCCCAUGCCCACAGGGAUGUAUCCUAUACUGCACAACGGGAAUACUUCUUAAGUGGCUUGAAGGAGACAAGUAUUUGAAGAGUGUUAGCCAUAUUGUAUUAGAUGAAGUCCACGAGAGAGAUCUACUUUGUGAUUUUCUGCUCAUCAUCCUUAAAGAGCUUCUACCAAAGAGGAGUGACCUGAAAUUGAUACUGAUGAGUGCCACUCUGAGAGCGGAAUUGUUCUCUGACUACUUUAACAAAGCCCCUAUGAUCAACAUUCCUGGAUUUACAUUCGGUGUCACAGAAUACUACCUUGAAGAUAUUCUAGAAAUGACUAGGUAUCAACCUCCAAGACCAAAAACAACCCGCAAUGAACCGGUAUGGGUGAAGUACAAGAAAGGUAAGAAGAAUCGGGAGGAAGAGAUGGAGAAAGAAGAAAAGGAUCGCAAGAAGUUCAACGAGUACCUUGAGUCUAUGAGGGGAACGUACUCCGAGCAAGUGGUGGAUUGUCUUUCUAACAUGAAUCAUGAUGUCAUAGAUCUCGACCUCACUGCUGAACUACUUCGAUACAUCUCGCUCCAGAAACCAGACGGUGCCAUUCUUGUCUUUCUGCCUGGAUGGGAUCAAAUCAGUAAACUCCAUGACAAACUAACAUCUCAAACCCUCUUCUCAAGUGACCGGUUUGUCAUCAUUCCUUUGCAUUCCAUGAUGCCUACCCUUAACCAGAAACAGGUAUUUGAACGUCCGCCUCAAGGAGUACGUAAGAUCAUCAUAGCAACCAACAUUGCAGAGACAAGCAUCACCAUCGAUGAUGUGGUGUAUGUGGUCAACAUAGGGCGGGUGAAGGAGACCAACUUCGAUUUCACAAAUAAUAUCAGGACGAUGAAGGCUGAAUGGGUCAGCAAGGCAUCUGCCCAUCAGAGGAGAGGACGAGCUGGGAGAGUACAGGAUGGAAUAUGCUACCAUGUGUAUACCCAGCUAAAGGCAUCUGAAAUGGAGGAAUACCAAGUGCCUGAAAUCAAGAGAACUCCCCUUGAAGAACUCUGUCUAAACAUCAAGACCCUGAAGCUUGGGGGUGUACAUCCCUUCAUCAGCAAAGCAAUGGAAGCACCAGACAUCAGAGCUAUCCAGCUAGCAAUCCAGAGCCUCAAACAAAUGAGAGCCUUUGAUGAUAACGAGGAACUGACAGCUUUAGGUUACCAUCUAUCCCGUCUCCCUGUGGAGCCUCGUAUCGGUAAGAUGCUGGUGUUUGGUGCCAUGUUCUGCUGCCUAGAUCCCAUCCUCACCGUAGCAGCAUCACUCAGCUGGAAAGAUCCAUUUUACAUUCCUCUGGGGAAGGAGGCCCUCGCUGACGAGAGGCGAAGGAUUCUCUCUAACAACACACGUAGUGAUCAUCUGAUGUUAUGUAAUGCUAUGAAUGGAUGGGAGGAAGCUAAGGAGAACAGAGAGGAAGGAUCUUACUGCUGGCGGAACUUCAUGUCUUCCAAUAUCCUCAGUAUGCUGAGUAAGAUGAAGGGUCAGUUCUGUGAUGUCCUGCAUCAUAUGAGGUUCGUCUCCAACAGGUCACCAAAACACAUUGAUGCCAAUCGAAAUUCAGAGAACGAACAACUCGUGAAGGCAGUGCUGUGUGCCGGUCUUUACCCAAAGGUUGCUCACAUAGACAAAUCUGGACCUUCUCGGAAUCCAGCUCGGCGGAGACCACCUAAACUAAGCACCCAAGAGGAUGGUCGAGUUCAAAUCCACCCAAAGUCGGUCAAUGCCCAGGAAACAACCUUUAGCAGUAAAUGGUUGCUCUACCAUGUCAAGAUUAAAUCUACAAAUGUCUUUCUUCAUGAUACAACAAUGGUUGAGCCUUAUCCCUUGAUCUUCUGCGGUGGCAAAAUCUCUUGGGACGAUGACCUGGGACAUGAAACAGUCUUUGUUGAUGACCACAUCAAGUUCCAUUGCUCUCAAGAAACGGCAGAUCUUGUCAUUAAAUUACGUGAGGAGCUUGACAGAGUCAUGGAGCAGAAGAUCACGAACCCUGGACCCACAAACUGGAGUCAGUCUAGCCAUGAAGGCCGGGUCAUGAGGGCCAUUGUUGACAUCUUUGUCAUGCAGUCCAGAGAUACAUAUGAGGAUGAUGACGACGAUCAGGGAUUUGUACAUGGCAACAUGAGGAAUGAAAGGCGUUAUGGAGAUGAUGAUGAUGAUGAGGAUGAUAAUGACUGGUUUGAUAAUGAAAGGGCUGGUGGAGGAAGGCCACAGGGAGGGUCCAGGAACAAUGAUGGCAGGUCUGGGAAAAGCCACUGGAGACCUCACUCGCAGCAGAGAAGACAUCAGGGAAAUCAUCACCAGAGUUACUGAACUCAGUGAUCAAGUUGUAGGCUUUGCCGGUGAUGAUUAUGAUGACAGGGUUGAUAAUGAUGGGGCUUGGUGGGGGUGGUUUAGAAUGGAAUUUGGAGGGACCAGGAACACUAGCAACAAUGAUGGCAUCUGAGGAAAGUCUGGUGACCUCACGGCAGAGGAGACAUCAGGCUAAUCAUCACCAGAGUUACUAAACUCAACGAUCAACGUGCAAGCUUGGCCAGUGAUGGUGAUGAUGAUGAGAGAGCUGAUAAUGAUGGGGCUUGUGGGGGUGGGGAUGGAGAAUGGCCCAGGAUCAUAUUCAGUAAUGAUGGCAUCUCUGGGAACAGUCUCUGGAGACCUCACAGCAGAGGUGACAUCAGCGAAAUCAUCACAAGAGUUAACAAACUCUAAUAUCUCUUUAUGAUCAAGGUGCAGGCUUGGUUGGUGAUGAUGAUGAAUUCGACUUCUGUGUUUACAAUGAUGAGACUCGUAGAUGACUACAGCAGUAAGAAGGAUUUGCAAUACAUUGAUUAUAACAACAGAUAGUGUCAUUGCAGACUGAUAUCAAAGGUAGGAGUUUCAUGAAGUUGUAUGAAGAGCUAAUGGUGCUCAGUGGUGAAAUUUAGUAGAGUCGAGUGUCAUCUAUGAAAUCCUGAAAAUAUAAUUGUAUCAGAGUUCAAAUGAAAGCAUUCAUGGCCAUUUUUUUACCUUAUUCUGAAGAUACCAUUCUCACCCAUGUAUCCCUCGCAAACAAGGAAAUGCAACCAUCAAACUCAAAGAUUGGCCGAAGUUCUCAACAUACAUCACUUCUGCUGACUCAUUUCAGAUUUAUUUUAUACCUUUUUAUCUGAAUGUAUAUAUUGUAACCCUCCCUGUUCUUUUGCAGUCAUCUCACUUGCAGGCCUUGAAUACAUUACACACAUAAUUGAUAUCAAUUAACAUAUUUUGAUAGACAGAAGUUUUUUCAAGAUACCCUUUUAGUGAAAGGAAAUUUUUUAUUUUGCUGGUCACUUGUGUUUACUAUAAUUUUAUGGUUAUCUUUUUAUAUUCCAUCAAGUAAUAUGCAAGUGCACUGUCAUUAUAAGGUGACACAAUGCACAUACAUGAAGUUUAAAAUGGACCUUAAACAAGUAGUAAUUAUCCUUCGAUCUCAGCGUACCCUUACAUGUAUUCUGUAUUCUAAUUUCCCUACCCUAAAGAAUGUGUCAACUAUUCUUUUUUCAUGAUACGGAGAAAUGUAUACCCUUUUCAUGUUUUAAGGGUUGAAAACUAGGUACAUUUUCCGCAGACGUUGGCUAGUUUGAUACCCUUUUCAGUGUUUGUGUUGCGUGUGUACAUUGCACUGCCAUGAAAACAUCUCUUGUUUGCAUUCAUUAGUAUGUACAAUGAGCAAAGUGUCCACUUUGUAAAAGCAGUGCUCCCUUGGCAUUUUCUCAUAUUCGCAGCAAUUUUACCAAAGCUACUUGAAUAUUGUGUAUCAUAUAUUAGAAAAGGGCUCAACUGUUAUGCUAAAACAAGAUGUGAAUAUAUUUUGAAAGAAAAAUAAAAGAAAUUUGAAUUUCUUUGUGAUUCAUGUCUACAGGUGAAUUCAUCAUGGUGGUUGAUUAUACAACCUGAUUUUUAUCGUCAUUUCCUCAUAUGUCUGUAAAAGUUAAAAAUACACAUUAUUUAUUUGUUACGAACAUACAAUGUCUGUUUGGCUGAAAUUAUACUUUGCACAAAUUAAUUUGCUGGUUACUUGAUAAGCAGUACAGACCCAGUCAGCAAUCUUUGAGCAUAGUUUACACUCGAUUUUACGCUCGAGCAAGAACAAAGGAAAUGGUCCAGUGAAUCUAUUGUUCUGGCUUGGUCACUCUAUUGUUCUGGACCUGAGUGUAAAUUCAAGUGUAACUACACUCAAAGAUUGCUGACUGCCACUGUACAUCAUUGAUUUACUAGAUUUAGGGAUGCACUGUAUGAUCAGAAAGAUGUAGAUUCACCUCUUGCUUCUAGAAGUGUCUUUGAGAUCCCCUUCUCUCUAUCCACAUUCUUUUCUUGCUUAAAUUAUAUAAUGUGUAUUUUGAUAAGUUAUGAUACAGAGUUAAUUGCAGGAGUGCAGGGUCAAGUACAUGUAUACAACAUGAAAACUUCACAAUUUGUGCGUUCUGUGAUACCUACUCCACCACAUUUUCCAUAGACAUACAAGUCAAGUAAACAUGGUCCACAAGUGAGAAUUGAAAAAUUCAAGAAACAUUCUAAUACACAAUAAAGCCCAGUAAUAGGGAAGAAUGGAUUGACAACUUUUUCCUUAGACAUACAAGUCAAGAUACCAUAAUUGAUGAGAAUUCAAAAUAUUAAUAAAUAUUUAAUUGAAUGAUAAAUCCCAGGCAUAGGGACAAAGUAUUAAUCACUAGCACUAUACAUGUCCAUGCAAGUGAACUUCUAAGAAACUGUAGUGUUAAAAUGAUUAGUAUAAUGGUGUUGAGUACACUGGUCGACCAAUCUCUCAUGAUUACAUAAUUGGGUGAUGUCACAAUAAGGGUGCAACUCGCGCGCAUAUAUUGUAAGACCUAGACGUGGAAUGUAAAUUACGUUUUGGUAUGUCCUUCAGUUCCAAAUUCAAGUAAUUCAAUGUGUAUAGUAUUUCAAACUGUUUUAUAGAUUAUCUAGAAUAUUCUUUUCGUAAAUGUUUCACAAUUGAAACAGUUUUUCACUUGCUCAUAAUACAACAUUCCACCAAUUUUUUUAUUCCUCUCAACAUUCGUAGAUUGGAAAUAUUAUUCAUUCUAGAAUUCUAACAAAAUCACCUAUCACUUUCAUACAUGUAAAGACUACCACUUGAGCUAGAUAACUAUAUACACGCCAUUAUUAAUAGAAUACUAGAAACAAGAUAUAGUUGAACAUUGUCGUAUUCGGUGCUAGGCAAGAAGAGCUCUACUUUUGUGGUCUUUAUCUUGAUCACCUAUAUAAUGUUGAAUGCUACAUAUAAAAAGGAAGAUACUUUUUUGAAAGAAGUGAAACUGAUGAAACAGAUGAUACCUUUUCUUGUAACUGUGUCAGACCUCAAUAGAUUGAAAUAUGGAACAAAAAGAGAGAAAGAGGAAAAUAUUGCAGAAUAGAGUUCUUUUUGCUACUGGAUGAAAGAGAGGAAAUUUGAUUGAUAGAU
Molecule: messenger RNA, 6317 nt
Organism: Lytechinus pictus (painted urchin)
Lineage: Eukaryota; Metazoa; Echinodermata; Echinoidea; Temnopleuroida; Toxopneustidae
Product: ATP-dependent DNA/RNA helicase DHX36-like
Exons: 21
Coding region: 113-3190 (1025 amino acids)
Cellular component (GO): cytoplasm; intracellular anatomical structure
Molecular function (GO): G-quadruplex RNA binding; DNA helicase activity; RNA helicase activity
Source: RefSeq, a predicted model, not a curated record